This is a messenger RNA of Macrosteles quadrilineatus (aster leafhopper), 2038 nucleotides long. Its product is annotated as 26S proteasome non-ATPase regulatory subunit 5. Gene Ontology annotation, cellular component: cytosol. The record is from RefSeq and is a predicted model, not a curated record. Lineage: Eukaryota; Metazoa; Arthropoda; Insecta; Hemiptera; Cicadellidae. Bases 34 to 1971 code for a protein of 645 amino acids. Gene Ontology annotation, biological process: proteasome assembly. The transcript is spliced from 12 exons.
GUUCACGUUCACGUUUUAUAAACAAAACAAACCAUGGGGAAAAACUUAGAGUGGUUUCAGAAGGCAUUUUAUAAUAUUUCUCAUGACCAAGAUGUGAUAAGUAAUUUAUCUGAAAUAAAAAUUGCUCUCUCUGUUUUGAACUCCAGCCAGCUGAAGUACAAUACAUCAAGUUUGAAUUUAUCAGAAAUCUUUGAUUGUCUGAACAGUUCAGCUAAAAACCAAAUAGAGCUAGCAUGUGAAGUCCUUAAAACAUUUCUAUCCGCUCUCGACCCGGCAGUUAUUCUGAGUCAAUAUGGUGUUGCUGUGAUUCGAGCUCUUAAACAUCCAAAUGUAGACGUCAAACAACUAGUUCUUGAAGAGUUGAACCGUGCAGCCUGUGAGAGUGAUCUGGCCCCUCGCCUCAGUCAGGAGCAGGAGUUGCUGUUGUGUGUGGCCGAGUGUGUGGCUCACGAGGAGGUGGCAGUAGCUCGCAGCAGCAUACAGUUCCUAGUUAGGCUCGGCUCAUCAACAACGGGGCUAGCAGCUGUCUACUCCCCAGCCAUGCUACAUGCUCUAGCCGCUGUCUCACAAACAAACGAUACCAAUCGGUUCCGCGUAUAUGAGAUUGCGGUUGAAAUCAGUGUCAAUUCAAUACCGGGCUUGGAGGCGAGCAAGGCCAGCAACAUCUUGGAGAGUCUGCUCUCAGAACUCAAAAAAGACGAUGUGCUUCUUUUGCUCAACACGUUGGAGUUUAUCACCAAGUUGGCUCUGACGUACCAUGGUUUUGGUUAUUUGGAGUCGCACGGAGUUGUGCAUCAUCUUUCCACUCAGAUAAACAAUAUUGAGAAUAAUCCUUUGGCAUCACUAGUGCUUUCAGGUUUGAUCAAGUUUUUUGGCAAUGUUGCUCAACUGCGACCCCAAGAGACAUUUCGGGACUAUCCAAGAGCUAUAGAAACUAUCUUCAAAACAUUGAACAGCGACGACCAAAGUUUAGUGUGUGUGGCCUUAGAGACCAUUGGGUUCAUAGGGACUACUCCUGCUGGCAAGCGGACACUUCACAAGCAAGGAACUGUAAUGAAGGGUGUAAUGAAGAAAUUGGAUGAAAUAGUUUUAAAGUGGCCUUCAGAAAGCAGGGUUCGAGGCUUGAACAGUUUGGCCAACCUUCUUAGAUUAGAGCUCAGUGAACAAGAGUCAGAGCUUCUUGGGAUAUUGGAGGAGUGGUUCACAGAGAUGGGUCCACCAGCACAGGUGAUGACUCACAUAGUUGAUAUGGCACGUCAGCCCUUCCCUGACAUCAAGUUGGCAACAAUGCUGUUGGUACAGGUGCUGGCAGAGCAGCCGUGGAGUCAGAGACUUAUACAUGACACACCAGAUAUGGUGUGUCAGCCCUUCCCUGACAUCAAGUUGGCAACAAUGCUGUUGGUACAGGUGCUGGCAGAGCAGCCGUGGAAUAUGGCGUGUCAGCCCUUCCCUGACAUCAAGUUGGCAACAAUGCUGUUGGUACAGGUGCUGGCAGAGCAGCCGUGGAGUCAGAGACUUAUACAUGACACACCAGAUAUGGUGUGUCAGCCCUUCCCUGACAUCAAGUUGGCAACAAUGCUGUUGCUACAGGUGCUGGCAGAGCAGCCGUGGAGUCAGAGACUUAUACAUGACACACCAGUGAUGAUUCAUGUGGUAGAUAUGGUGUGUCAGCCCUUCCCUGACAUCAAGUUGGCAACAAUGCUGUUGCUACAGGUGCUGGCAGAGCAGCCGUGGAGUCAGAGACUGAUACAUGACACACCAGGUCUGGUAGAACUGCUGUUGGAUAGAGAAGGGAGCUCGACAAUGCAGGAGAAGGCAGCCAGGUUUGCAGUGAUUAACAUUUUGGCAGAAUCCCCAACUUCGGAAACUAUAUUUGGCGAAGAAACUGUGAAAAGAUUCAAGAGGUUCACUGAGGAAGGAGCUGUUUACGUUCCAAUCCAGACUGAAGUAGCUAUUGAAAAAGCUGACUGAACUAGAGAUAAGGAUUGUAUUAUUGUAUUAUUUUUGUAAGACUUAAUAAACUGUUUAUUAAAGUUUA